Molecule: messenger RNA, 3281 nt
Organism: Aethalodelphis obliquidens (Pacific white-sided dolphin)
Lineage: Eukaryota; Metazoa; Chordata; Mammalia; Artiodactyla; Delphinidae
Product: CXXC-type zinc finger protein 1-like
Exons: 8
Coding region: 1-1173 (390 amino acids)
Biological process (GO): positive regulation of DNA-templated transcription
Cellular component (GO): Set1C/COMPASS complex
Source: RefSeq, a predicted model, not a curated record
AUGAAGAGAGAGGCGGCACGGAGUGUCCAGAGAUUAUUUAAGAAACAAAUUGGGGAGACCUGUCAGCAUUUUUCUCGCCUACAGCCCUGGAUGAAUGACACUGAGGACUUCCCAUUCCUAGAUUCUGCACUGCAGAAGCAGGCAAUGGAUACGAAGAAAAGGAAGAAUUUGAAGAAAAAAGUGGAGUGGAAGGGGGCUGACACUGAUUCCCCUGCCCCUGCUUUGACCACUCUUGUCUCACAGAAGGAGAAGCAGCAGAAGCUCAUGGAAAAGUCAGAAGACCCAGAGCAGUCAGGUGCCGAGCACCCAGCCUCACUGCGGCAGUGCCUGGGGCCUGACUGUGUGCACCCCACCCGGCCAGGCUCCAAGUACUGCUCGGACGACUGUGGCAUGAAGCUGGCAGCUGCCCGCAUCUAUGCGAUCCUGCCCAAGCGCAUCCAGCAGUGGCAGAAGAGCCCUUGCAUUGCUGAGGAGCAUGGCAAGAAAAUGCUCGAGCGCAUCCACCGUGAGCAGCAGGACACCCACACCCGCCUGAAGGACUUAGAGUGCCAUUUCCAUGAACUUGAGGCCAUCAUUCAGCGUGGCAAGCAGCAGGCUGUGUGCAAAGAUGAAGAGAGUGACAAGCAUGGCAGGAACAGCGUCAACCUGCAGAUCUUCUGUGUCUCCUGCGGGCAACCCAUCAAUACGCAGGUUGCCCUGCGCCACAUGGAGCGCUGCUUCGCCAAGUAUGAGCGCAAAUCGCCCUUCACGUCCAUGUACCCCACUCGCAUUGAGGGAACCGCAAGGCUCUUCUGUGAUGUUUACGACCCACGGAGUAAGAGCUACUGUAAGCGACUCCAGGUGUUAUGCCCUGAGCACUCGAAGGACCCCAAGGUACCGGAUGAAGAAGUGUGCGGUUGCCCACUAGUGAAAAACAUCUUUGAGCCCACCGGUAAUUUCUGUUGCCUCCCCAAACGCUUGUGCAAUCACCACUACUGCUGGGAGAAGCUGAGACGUGCCGAGGUGGACCUAGAGCGCGUGUGCAUGUUGCUCAAGCUGGAAGAGCUGGUUGAGCAGGAGCACAAGGUGCGCACAGCCAUGAAGAAUCGGGCAGGGCUGCUGGCCCUGAUGCUUCAUCAGACAACCCAGCAUGACCCGCUCACCACUGACCUACGCUCCAGAGUAGACAGCUGAGCUCUGCUCAGCUGAGGUCCUGUACUCAACACCCUGUGCAAGGGUGACACUCUACGAAUUCCUCACACACCUCUUCCUCUAAUAUAUUUUUCAGGGCAUCUCAGAGUUUCUCUGUGCUUCUCUGUUCCCCAUUUAGUCUCCUGUCUCGGUCUAUGCCUCCUUGAGGUGGGGUGGUCCUCAAAAUCCCCCUGUUUCUGUCUGUUCCUGUAUCCCCCGUCUCUUUCUUUCCUGAAUCUGGGUGGGGCCAGGAGACUGCCCUGCCCUCAUCUCCCACCAUCCAGAGUUUUGUUUAAAAACUUUAGAACAAGAGAUUUUAAUAUUCUUUGGUGGCCCCUAAGCCGUUCUCUCUGGCCACAAACCCAAUUCCGAACCUCCAGUGGUGGUGGGUGACAGUGCAGCUUUACUUGGGGGGUGGGCUACAGUGCACAUUUGGGGGUGCCUGUGAUGCCCGGUGUGCUCAGUGCAGGUCCUGGUGCACACCUGGUUUCCAGUGUCUAAGAAGUGGGUGGGGAGGGUGAGUUUGAGUUUUCAUCUCUGUCAGAAGAGGGAGGGACAGGUAGGUUGCCCUGGAUGUGCAGUGAAAUAUGCAAUCAGUUUAUGCACACAAGAUGUUGCCUCUCCUCAGCCUGAGCACUUUGAAGACAAUGGGAAAUAGGAAUAUUGUUUAUUGAGAGUCAAUCCCAUAUGGGGUUUAGAAUCACAGAGUGGCUAAGUGUGGGCACUUUGGAGUCAGCUGACCUCGGCUUAAGUAUUUCCUGGUCAUUCUACUUGCUAGCAGUGUGACCUUGGGACAACCAACUUAGCCUCACUGUGCUUCAGCUGCUUCUAUUGUAAAAUGGUCCUAAGGAUAAUCAUUGUCAGGUAGCUGGCAAGGUUGCAGUGAAAAUUAAAUGAGGUACCUGAUAUUGAUCACCAGGGCCUCAGGACAGGGGCAGGUGUGUCACAGGAGGAGCAAAUUCCAGACUUGGUGUCCCUGAGACAGGUCACCAUCCUCCUGAUGUGUGAGCACCAUGGGGCUGGUGUCCCACAUCCAGAGCCCUUCCUGUUUCAGUGGAAAAUGUGAUGCAGCCGAUGGAGGAAAGGUGGGAUGAGCGGGUCAGCCCCACAGACUAGAGGAGGGGGAGGCAGCUCCCUGCAGGGUGUCUGCGAGCGAGGUGUGGGUGGGGGUGACCACCGGCCCCAGCUAGGGAGACGCUCCCCCCUGACGCCCAGCACAGGCCCUUCAGUCCUCACUGGCUCUGUGCAUACACUCAGCUGAUCUCUACCAGAGCCUGCUUUCCCCUGAUCCUUGGGGAUUUGCUGAUUUCUCCUCUAUCCUGAUCUAGGGCAGAAAAAUCCCUUUUCUUUGGAACUUAGAGAAUGGCAGGGUAGUAGGGUGACCACGCUCUCUAGGGCCCUUCUGCUUCUUCCUCCUCCUCUCAAAGAUGAGUAAAGUGGCCUGAGAAGGUACAUGACUUGCCCAGGCCUCUGGGAUUGUGAGUGACAGCAGUGGACUGGAACCUUGUCUCCUGACUGUGCCUUCCACCCUCAGCACACAAUAGCCAAGACCAAGUUUCCCACUAAAAGUUCCCCUCAAGGGAUUUCCCUGGUGGUCCAAUGGUUAACACUCUGAGCUUCCAUUGCAGGGGGCACAGGUUCAAUCCCUUGUCAGGAAACUAAGAUCCUGCAUGCCGAGUGGUAAGACUAAAAAAAAAAUGUUCCCCUUGAGAGUCCGUAAACAGAGGCAGACGAUGAGGGAACCAGACCUUGCCCCACAGUUCCCUCCUUCCUGUGGAUGUUGUCACCUCUGGGGACAGGCUCAUUUUCACAGGGGCUCAGGGUCAUGUGGUCAGUAAGACAGUAUAUAUGACAAAACUCAUUUUAGUUUUGUUUAUUAUACAGUUAUAUUUGUAACUAUUACAAAUAUAACUAUUUGUAUAAUAAAACUAAAUAUAAAGCAAGUUAUACACUACAAAUAAGUAGAAAGAAUAAAAUUUAAAUGACCUCUGUUAUCUCCUAACUAAAUUCUAUUAACAUUUUGAUUUUUUUUUUUUUUUUUUUUGCGGUACGCGGGCCUCUCACUGUUGUGGCCUCUCCCGUUGCAGAGCACAGGCUCCGGACGCGCAGGC